AUGACAUUGUGCGCACAGUCUCCGAGUCACUGGGACGAGCUCCCCCAUGAGAUCCUCCUUCAGAUCUUGUGCUACCUUGAACCUCACCAAUUGCCCAAACUUCAACUUGUUUCACGAAAUUUUAGAGAUGUUGUUCUAGAUGAUGAAUUGUGGAAACGUCACUGUUUUGAGCGUUCAUCAUGGUAUGCUUUUCUUCGAAAUCGCAGAAAGGUCUUUGCAUCUCUACCCGAGUCGUCUUUAAGUAAUGCCACAGAAGCUGAAGACGAAAAUGGCUCUCUACUUGACCAAUAUGAUUCAUGUAGAUUUGACAAACGUCAUUACCAAUUUCUUCAAGAUAUGGCAAACUGGGAUCCGGCAUUUCCUGACGAGCAUGUCUCGUGGUACAACGAAUACAUCCAGCGCCAGGGACCACCAGCCAUCAACUGGCUUGAGACGCCACACUUGAAACAAGGCAGUAUGGAGCAUUUCAUCGAGGUCAGAGGUAUGGCACUAUUCAGCCCCAAUCAUGGCGAUGAUGGCCUCGGCAGUUUGUUGGCUGUCUCACCACUCGACGACGGGUCUGUAUGCCUUUGGGACGUCAAUGGCACCAGGGGUAAGAGAGGGGGUAUCAUCGCGACCAGUCAACCGGAUAUUCUCUUCUUUGACGGCCGUGGAGAUCAGAACACGAGGCGGUCCAAAAAGAUCGACACAGGUGUCACUGAAUGCGUCAGUGUUAAUAACAGCAACAACAGGGCUGUCUUUGCUGUGCAGAGUCAUCUUAUUGAAGUCGACCUUAGCCGCCUCGAAGUUGUAAAUCGACACUCCUUCGAGUGGUCCAUCACAACUUUAUCACAGAUCCAGGAUGGUAUCCCGAUGACUGUUGGCACCUCAUUGGGUAUUCACCUUCAAGACUUCAGGGCGCCCUCACAAUUUCAUGAAGACGUUGUGGAGAGACUAGAUGUUCCCGGGGAGGAGGACAAUCCUUUCAAGGGCAUCUUUGAUCCGAAUCCAUUGCCCCCGUACGCCUCAUUGUCUCAACCAACGCCAACGAGCAUUCUACACCUACCAAGACCAGCCGGCGACAACGCAGUGUCGGACGACAUUUACGUGGCGGGGAGAUUCUCCAAUAUUCUUCAUUACGAUAGGCGCCACUUCCCAAAGAUCGUGGGGUCCAUCUACUCGGGUUCAAGGUUGUCCAGUUUGGCGGCGUUACCUUAUCCAUUCUCUACGUUGGAUCACGAAGUACGACGUCGUGGAGAGCUCACGGCUGAAAGAGUCCAUGAGUGCAAGACAGCUGGUAGCGGUCGAACUCUAAUCGCAGGCGGAGAGUACAAGACCAAAGGCUCGCUCGAGGUAUAUGGGCUGGACACCGUGGACCUAUCAAGCGAUGGGCCAAUGCAGCAGAACUCAACUAUGAAGAAUCGCUAUACUGCAGCUUCAUCCAUCAUCUUGUCGGUGAUCAACCACGGAACCAAGGUUGCAUUCUCAGAUGGAGCCGGGCAGAUUAAGUGGUUUGAAAGGGACGGAUAUACAGAGUGCCGUCGAAUCAAGGUUGGUCACAGUGACGUGCCCACUCAAGCAUCACUCUUCGCUUCCAUGCCAGGGUCCGACGAUCUCGCAAGGAAGAUCCUAUCCACCAAGACAAGGCAAGAUCGUGACCGACCAAACGAAGAUAAUGUCCUCUUCUGGACAGGAGAUAAGCUUGGUAUGGUAAGUUUCACAGGAGAUGCCCUGUUCACGCCCGACGAUUUCCGGGAAAAUACAGAGGAGAUCACGGAAGAAGAGCAUCAGCGCCAGAAAUACUCUCAUAGGAUGCGGAAAGCACUGGAGAAGCAGGCCGACGAUGCUAGAAAAAUAACUCAAUCUCCAAACAAUUGUGACUCUGAGUGCCGCACGAUAUCACCGUCACGAGACACAGUGAUCGUCGGUGGAGAAAGUGCCUUUUGGGGUCGAAACGUUGGUGAACACUGA
Messenger RNA from Fusarium redolens, 1950 nucleotides. RefSeq lists its product as uncharacterized. The record is from RefSeq and is a predicted model, not a curated record. The transcript has 4 exons. NCBI's taxonomy places the organism in Eukaryota, Fungi, Ascomycota, Sordariomycetes, Hypocreales, Nectriaceae. Gene Ontology annotation, biological process: protein polyubiquitination. Bases 1 to 1950 code for a protein of 649 amino acids. Gene Ontology annotation, molecular function: protein binding.